Messenger RNA from Cutaneotrichosporon cavernicola, 1527 nucleotides. RefSeq lists its product as uncharacterized. Gene Ontology annotation, biological process: intracellular zinc ion homeostasis; zinc ion transmembrane transport. Lineage: Eukaryota; Fungi; Basidiomycota; Tremellomycetes; Trichosporonales; Trichosporonaceae. The transcript has 7 exons. The coding region runs from base 1 to 1527 and encodes 508 amino acids. Gene Ontology annotation, molecular function: zinc ion transmembrane transporter activity. Gene Ontology annotation, cellular component: membrane. The record is from RefSeq and is a predicted model, not a curated record.
AUGGGUCUCUCAAGAGAGGCGAGGAUCAUCAUCCUCCUGGUCAUCGACACGGCCUUCUUCUUCCUCGAGCUGAUUGUCGGUUAUGCAGUCGGCUCGCUCGCUCUUGUCGCAGACUCGUUCCACAUGCUCAACGAUGUCCUCUCCCUCAUUGUCGCGCUGUACACGAUCAAGCUGGCUACCAGCCCCUCGAGCUCGGCCAACAGCUAUGGCUGGCAGCGUGCCGAAAUUCUUGGUGCGCUGAUCAACGGUGUCUUCCUUAUUGCGCUGUGUGCGUCCAUCGGCGUCGAGGCCGUGGGUCGUCUCAUCUCUCCUCCCGAGAUCACCAACCCCAAGCUUAUCGUUGGCGUCGGUACCGCUGGCCUCAUUAGCAACAUGGUCGGCCUGUUCCUCUUCCACGACCACGGGCAUGGACACGGGCAUGACCACGGCCACGACCACGGCGCCAUUACUCUGCCGACUGACGAUGACGAGCCUCUCCAACCUGAGGCGAUGCCGAUUCAGCGUCGGAGAUCCGACAGCCUCACCUUCCCUUACCAACAUCCCGCGGAGACGCGCGCUCAGAUCAUCGAGGCUGCUCGUUUCGGUGCGUCUUACGACGGUGAUGUCUACACCGGGUCGCCUCUCCCCACGCACCACCGCACGUCGAACGCCAGUAGACGUCGUUCGCGGCCCUUGGCUGCUCUCAAGGCACCGCAGCCUGGCACCAACGAAACCAUGGCGCCACCGCCGCGCGAGGUGGUCGCCUCGUCGUCUACACCCUCGACUGACAACACUGCUGUCGACGAACCCGUGUCCCCCAAGACUAUCCCUCCUACGAAGCACGCUGCUGACGCUGACGCUGCCGAGCGCGGCAACGGCCACGACCACGACCACGACCACGACCACAAGCCAGCCAAGGCGCCGACCAGCGGCCACGCGCAUGGGGCGAUGAACAUGCGCGGUGUCUUCUUGCACGUUUUGGGCGAUGCCCUCGGCAACGUUGGUGUCAUCUCGGCCGGUCUCGUCAUCUGGUUCUUUGAGGGGAGCUGGACCCUGCUCUUCGACCCGGCCGUCUCGUUGCUCAUCACCUGCAUCAUCUUCAGCUCGGCGAUGCCGCUCGUGCGCUCAGCGUCCAAGAUCCUGAUGCAGGGCGUGCCCGAGCACGUCUCGCUCGAUAGCGUCCGUGACUCGAUCAACAGCGUCGACGGCGUCGUGAGUGUGCACGACCUUCACGUGUGGCAGCUCUCUGAGACCACCACGGUCGCGUCUGUCCACGUCAUGAUCGAACCCGACAAGGACUACAUGGAGGUGGCGAACAAUAUCCGCAAGGAGCUGCACGCGCACGGCAUCCACAGCGUCACGAUCCAGCCCGAGUUCUACAACGGCUCCGAGACCAGGUCCGACUCGGGCGACGAGGGCAACGCUUGCCUCAUACGCUGCCCACCCGAGUUGUGCGCUGCCGACACGUGCUGCCCGCCCAGCCAGCCCCGUACUCCCCGCCUCGACAACGUCGCCGAGGGUGACGAGGGGUCGAGCCCCUCGCACUAG